AUGGCUAUGUUAUCAAGACAAUUUGCUAAAUUUCUGAAGCGUAAGGGCGAAGAGAAGAAAAGUAGAAUGGGUGAAGAGAUGAAGACUUCAUCAAAGAAUGUUCAGUGUUUUGAAUGCAAAGGAUAUGGGCAUGUACGGUCUGAAUGUGCCAAUCUACAAAAGUAUAAGAAGAAAGCUAUGAAUGUUGAAACUAGUGAUUCUGAAACUGAUUCAGAUGAAGAAGAAGAACUGAAGAAUUUUGUGGCGUUUACAACAUUUGAAGAUAGUUCAGAAUCAGUGUUUGCAUCAGCGUCUGCAUCAGUGUCUGCAACUGCUUCUGAACCUGCAGUAAAACCUACAACUACAUCUGAACAUGAAUCUGAUAGUGAUAGUGAUGCAGAGGAUAUGAGUUAUGAAAAAUUUGUUUUGAUUAAGGUGAAGCUCGAGUUAGAGGCUAAAAUCGUUGAAGCAGAGAAACAUGCAACAGAGAAGGGAGAAGAAACGUUACAAGCUAAAACUGAUAAGUGUGGACUUGGAUUUGAAGGUAAAGUUUCAAAAUCAGAUAUAAUGUUUGUUUCAAGUGGAAAAAUUACGUCUGCAUCAGGAACUGCACUGGUAACAGAGACUGCUUUAAAGAAUGCUUUAAAGAGUGUUUCAGAGACUGUAUUUUUGAAAGAGCAUGGUAAAAGAAUUUCUGAAUUGGAGAAUGCACCUAGACAAGUGUUUCGACCUGUUUGCCAUCAUUGUGGUGUUGUUGGGCAUAUUAGACCAAGGUGUUUCAGAUUGUUGAGAGAGAAGAGCCGAAUGGAGAAUGCUUAUGAUGUAAGGUUUCAAGGUCCUACAUGUUAUCAUUGUGGAGUUCAAGGACAUAUUAAGAGGAAUUGUUUCAGGUUCAUUCAAGAGGAUAAAUAUGGAGGUCUAAGGCGCAACAAGGUUUGGGUUAGAAAAGAUGAGUUCUAUGGAGGUGGUGGGGAGAAUGAAGAUGUGUUUGGUGAUGUGUUUAGGUGUUUGAACUGA
Messenger RNA from Camelina sativa (false flax), 996 nucleotides. The record is from RefSeq and is a predicted model, not a curated record. NCBI's taxonomy places the organism in Eukaryota, Viridiplantae, Streptophyta, Magnoliopsida, Brassicales, Brassicaceae.